UUUGCAGAGCGUCACUUGUUCUGUCCCUGACCUUGUGCUUUUAUUUUGAAGACGACGUCACCACACUUCCGCUAACUAGCUUACCGGAGCUUGACGUCGCCUGUGUCGGUGGUUCUCCGGUUGCCGCCGCCGCCGACGCCGCUGAGCUGUUUUUAUGACAGCCAGGCUGCAGCUCUCUGCGCUCCGUGACAGCUUCCCUCGUUUUCGGCCGAAAAAAUGACUUCCGUGCGGGUUUUUUAGGGACUUCGCGUUGUUUCGUCACCACCUGAAGCCGCCCGGACGGAGCCGCUGACUUGUCACCAUGAGAAGUCGGAGCAACUCGGGCGUCAAACUGGACAACUAUGCCCGGAUAGUGCAGCAAACUAUCCUGCGGCACCAAGAUCCAGUGACCGGUCUUCUUCCAGGCAGCCCGGAUCAGCCGGACGCCUGGGUCAGAGACAAUGUUUACAGCAUCGUGUCGGUGUGGGCCCUCAGCCUGGCCUACAGGAAGAACGCCGACAGGGACGAGGACAAGGCCAAGGCCUACGAGCUGGAGCAGAGUGUGGUGAAGCUCAUGAGAGGUGUCCUGCAGUGCAUAAUGAGGCAGCUGGAUAAGGUGGAGAAGUUCAAAUACAGCCGAAGCACCUCCGACUCGCUCCACGCCAAGUACAACCCCAGGACCUGCGCGACCGUCGUCAAGGACGACGAGUGGGGUCACCUGCAGGUGGACGCCACCUCGCUCUUCCUCUUCUAUCUCGCUCAGAUGACAGCGUCCGGCCUUCACAUCGUCUACACCCAAGAUGAAGUGGACGUGGUUCAGAAUCUCAUGUUCUACAUCGAGGCAGCUUAUAAAGUGGCUGAUUAUGGGAUGUGGGAACGUGGAGACAAAACCAACCAGGGCAUCACUGAGAUCAACGCCAGCUCCAUCGGCAUGGCCAAGGCAGCUCUGGAGGCUUUGGAUGAAAUCAACCUGUUUGGAGCAAAAGGAGGACCUGGAUCGGUGGUCCACGCUCUGGCUGAUGACAUCCAGCACUGCCAGUCCAUCCUGACGUCCAUGUUGCCCAGAGCCUCCAUCUCCAAAGAGGUGGACGCCGGCGUCCUGUCCAUCAUCUCGUAUCCGGCCUUCGCUGUGGAGGACAUCAGCAUCGUGAACCUGACCAAGGAGGAGAUCAUCUCCAAGCUGCAGGGUCGAUACGGCUGCUGCAGGUUUCUCAGAGACGGACACAAAACGCCUAAAGAGGAUCCCAACCGACUGUAUUACGAGUCUGCAGAGCUGAAGCUCUUUGAGAACAUCGAGUGUGAGUGGCCUCUGUUCUGGACCUACCUCAUCCUGGAUGGCAUUUUCAUCAACAGCCCUGAGCAGGUGCAGGAGUACCAGGAGGCUCUGGAGGGCAUCCUGAUCAAACAGAAGGACGGGAUCCGCCUGGUGCCGGAGCUCUACAGCGUUCCUGCAGACAAGGUGGAGGAGGAGUACAGUAACCCUCACUCAGUGGAGAGAGUGCCGAUGGGCAAGUGUCCUCUGAAGUGGGCUCAGUCUCUGUACAUCCUGGGAAACCUUCUGUCCGAGGGGUUUCUGGCUCCCGGAGAGAUCGACCCUCUGAACCGACGUUUCUCCACCGUCCCCAAACCUGACGUGGUCGUACAAGUGUCGGUCCUGGCAGAGACCGAGGAGAUUAAAGAGCUGCUGAUGAAGAACGGCAUCGACGUGGAGACGGUGGCCGACAUCCAUCCCAUCCACGUGCAGCCCUCCAGGGUCCUCAGUCACAUCUACGCCCGACUCGGUCGCAACCCGAGGCUGGGUCUGACAGGUCGGCCCUACAGGAGGAUAGGAGUCCUGGGAACCUCCAAGUUCUACAUCAUCAGAAACACCAUCUUCACAUUCACACCUCAGUUCAUCGACCACCAGCAGUUCUACAUGGCGCUGGACAACAAAAUGAUCGUGGAGAUGCUGCGGACAGAAAUCGCCUACCUCGCGUCCAGAUGGAGGAUGACCGGACGGCCAACCGUCACUUUCCCCAUUUCGCAGACGAUGCUGACUGAAGAUCACACAGACCUGGACCCUGCAGUCUUGGCGACGCUGAAGAAGCUACAGGAUGGGUACUAUGGAGGAUCAAGGAUCCAGACGGGGAAGCUGUCGGAGUUCCUGACCACUUCCUGUUUCGCUCACCUCAGCUUCCUGGACGGUAAGGGUUCUGGCAGCAUGGGUCGCCACGACGACGAGUAUGAUGAUGAUGAUGAUGACGCCGAUGGAUACGUGCAUGAGUUACGCUGUGAUGAUGAGGCUGAUGACCUUGCUCAGUACCUGGACCACCUGUUGGCCCACGCUGCUCCCAAGAAGCCCAAAAUCCAGAAGGGAGGUCUGGGCAGGUUCAAGGCUGUCGCCACUAAAACCAAGGAGAUGGUGUCUCUGAAGAACAAGGCUCAGGGCCUCAACGUGCAGAACGUCAACAUGUACCUGUCGAACAAGCUGUUUCAUUCUCCUCAGCCGUCGCUCAACUUGAAUCUCCCAGACUCGUCUGCACCGCAGCAAUCUCAGGGUCCAGAGGUGACGGUCACGUCAGAGAGCGGGAUCCCCAGAGAUGCCAGCGGCGCCAUCGACUACAGCACUUUGGCCCAGCUGCUGAAAGACACACAAAGUCUCCAGGACCAGGCCGAUAUCCUUUACAUCCUCUUCAAGGACAAGGGUAUGGACUGGGACACCCAGCUGCACGGUAAGGGCACCACAGUGAGAUCUCUGCUGACCGACCUGUACGAGAAGGCGGGCGAACUCAAGCACUGGGGCCUCAUCAGGAUGAUCUCCGGCAUGCUGAAGAAGAAGGUGGAGGAACUCGACUCGGCCUGUUCUGAUUUGCUGGCCCACCAGAAGCACCUGACGGUCGGUCUGCCUCCUGAACCGAGAGAGAAAACCAUCACGGCUCCGAUCCCCGCGGACCAGCUGGCUGCCCUCAUCGACGAGGCCAGCGACGGCAACAUCAGCGUCGCCAUUCUCACUCAGGAGAUCAUGGUGUACCUGGCUAUGAGCAUCAGGACUCAGCCCAAUCUGUUCAGCGAGAUGUUCAGGCUGCGUAUCGGACUCAUCAUCCAGGUCAUGGCCACCGAACUGGCUCAGUCCCUCAACUGCUCAGGAGAGGAGGCCACAGAGAGUCUGAUGAGUCUCAGUCCGUCUGAGCUGAAGAACCUUCUUCACCACAUCCUCAGUGGGAAGGAGUUUGGAGUUCAGCGCAGCGUGAGAGAGUUGGACGCCGGCGUCAGUCCUGCCAUCUCCAUCCAUCAUCUGGGCAACGUCGGCGCCACCAAAAGCGAGAGAGCCGGCAUCAGCAAACUGAAGAGCGACAUGAAGAUGCUCGACCAGCCGAUGGCUUCCUUCAGAAAGGGUGGGCGAUCUCAGUCACUGGACAUAGAAAACAUCGAGUCUGGGAGGUACCGGCUGCCGUCCAUAGAGUCCCUCGAUAUUCCAGAGAGCAUCCCGGUCGCCAAGGAUACCAGACACGGCCAAUGGCUGCGCAGGAGGCGACUGGAUGGAGCGUUGAACCGAGUGCCGAUCGGGUUCUACCAGAAAGUCUGGAAGAUCCUGCAGAAGUGUCACGGUUUGUCCAUAGAGGGAUUCGUCCUUCCUUCUUCAACCACCAGAGAGAUGACCCCAGGAGAGAUCAAGUUCUCCGUCCACGUGGAGACCGUUUUGAACCGAGUCCCUCAGCCCGAGUACCGACAGCUGCUGGUGGAGGCCAUCCUGGUCCUCACCAUGCUGGCCGACGUGGAGAUCCAGAGCAUCGGCUCCAUCAUCCAUGUGGAGAAGAUCGUCCACCUGGCCAACGACAUGUUCUGCAAGGAUCAGACGGACCUGGGAGCCGAGGAGCACAUCCUGGAGAGGGACCCGUCCACCGGCGUGUGCAGGCUGCUGUAUGACAGCGCCCCAAGCGGCCGCUUCGGGAGCAUGACCUACCUCACCAAGGCCGUGGCCGUCUACGUGCAGGACUUCCUGCCCAGCGGCUCGUGUGCUGUGCAGUGAGAGGACGGUUUUUACAUGAACGUAAGAAUAAACUACCAGUGCAUUAAUAGGAUCCCAUCGUCAGCGUGUGUUACUGCAGAGUGUGUAGCGGAUCAGGUUGUGUUGUUGCAUUUCUGGGCUUUAUGUGGAAGUAGUCACCUGAUCAGACCUCAACAACGGACUCACAUGUGUUUGGUUUUGUUGGUAAUUCACGUUUUAGAGUGUUUUGGAGGAGCAUUCACACACUCGUACUGGAUCAGCACACCAGCUGUAGCCGUUACAUGAGCAUCAUCUUCUCAUUUUAAGACUGGUGGGAUCCUUUUCUUUUUGCUACAUUUUUCUCAACAGAAAUCACUCAUGCGUCUCCUAAAACAUCCCCAUGCCGCCUGUGGCACUGAAACUCUCUAAACAGGUCACAAAUAUAUAUAUAUAUAUAAAGGUUACAUCAGCUGAAGGUUUGAGCAAAUGCUACCAUCAUUGUGGUAAAUAGGUCACAGGAUCCAACUGUAAGUCACAGUUAAUCAAAUGAUUGGUCCUGAGCCCCAUCACAGCUGUGGAGAUAAAGUCGUUCUCAUCACACAGGAGAGCGUUAUUAGCUAUUUUAACAGUUUGAUAAGCUUGCUAUCACGUGGGAUUUAGUUUUCGUGGAUUAUUUUGCAUCACUUGGUGCACUGUCCAGUCGUGCACGUGCGUCAAAUAUGUAGCGCACGUGCUGCAGUGGGUUUGUCUGAAUGAAGCCGUGAGGAACAUUUAAAGUGUCUGAAUGCAGACACUUGAACAAAUUGACAAUCUUACAGAUUCUUUGUCUGAAAAGAAAGAUGGCGUAUGGAGCCAAAAUGAACAAAAGUGCACGUGUUCACCACUGUCAGGAGGGAACAUGUCGCUGGUAAACAUGUGUUUUUAAAUCGUGGUCAGUAGAGGCACAGAGGAAUGAGCUACACAGACAAUACUCUUCUAAUUCUGUUUUUUAAAGGGAUUUUCUGACAACAAGAAAAGAAAAAAUUUAACUUAAUUUCCGUCCUUUGCUCAUUGAUGAUGUUUUUUUUAAGGGAAGUAGCUCAAUGUUUUCAUUAAACCUGUGGAGAUGAAUGUAAUUUGAGCCUGAUUGUGUCAUAAAGCAGUUUCUUUAUAUGUGAACUAUCAUGAAGUUCCAGCCAGACGUCGUACAGUAAAUCCUAUCAUUGUUGUGUUCGUCACUGCUUCUGUACAUGUGUAACCACUGUAGACACCUGAAGCUUCAAAUAAUUCUUCCUGUUGAUCUAAUUUAUUGCCACGCAUGCUUCGAUUGUAGCUCACUCAUCCAGACUCACAUACCUCCCGUCCUACAUGCUGUACGAUGUAUAAAAUAAUUUACCAAAUAGAUAACCUAUCUACUAUUUAUUUUAUAGUUCUUAACCGAUAAUUAGCUCAAGUGUUUUAAAGGAGACGCGGCUGUUUAAUAGCCCGAACAAUCGAUGCACUUAUUAAAGUUUCCGUGUGAGUGAAACCACAGGAUUGCAGUUUUUAUUUUUAACUAUGCAAAAAUAGCAGAGUUUGGAAUUGUGUAGUCAUAAAAAAAACAACUUAUUUUGACACGUUUUUAGCUUUUGUUGUGCUAAUUGUGCAUGUAGUUGCUUCUGAACGUAGUGCAGUGACCAGAUGUUUAAUAGGAGCCUCUCAGUGCCUUAGGUUACCGCUGCCAUCGGCUAAACUGUGACAAACUCUUUGACACACAUCUGUUUUACAUUGUUUUGAACAUAUUUGACUGUUUAUUGGUUCAGCACAUGGAGAGAAAAGCGGGAAUAAACUGAAGGUAAUUCAAGAACAUACUUGAUCGUGCCUCUUAUUUAAAUGUACAACAGCCAGUCAGAUGUUUGGUGACAUUCAAACACACUCCAUGUGAACCACAAACCAUCCUGGCUGAAUGAGUCCACUGGGCAAACCUUUGGCUGUUUUUGUUGUUUUUGGAAAUAAUUCUGUAAUAAAACUGUAAAAAAUGUG
Stegastes partitus (bicolor damselfish) is the source of this 5947-nucleotide messenger RNA. It is a transcript of the gene phka1a, whose product is annotated as phosphorylase kinase, alpha 1a (muscle). Gene Ontology annotation, molecular function: calmodulin binding. The record is from RefSeq and is a predicted model, not a curated record. The transcript has 32 exons. Gene Ontology annotation, biological process: glycogen metabolic process. Lineage: Eukaryota; Metazoa; Chordata; Actinopteri; Pomacentridae. The coding region runs from base 302 to 3988 and encodes 1228 amino acids. Gene Ontology annotation, cellular component: phosphorylase kinase complex.